GGGAGGAGAACAUCAAUGAAAUCAGCCUUGAAUACCCCGAGAAGAUGGCCAGCCACGCCAACACAGUGAGGAGUUUCCACCACGAAGAGACACCAUGAUUCCUGGUAACCGAAUGCUGAUGGUCAUUUUAUUAUGCCAAGUUCUACUAGGAGGUGCUAAUCAUGCUAGUUUAAUACCUGAGAAGGGAAAAAGAAAAUUUUCCGAAACUGGGGGCCAGUCUCCACCAGGAGCAGGAGGACAUCACUCAGGGCAAAGCCAUGAACUGUUACGUGAUUUUGAAGCUACUUUGCUGCAAAUGUUCGGAAUACAGAGGCGACCCAGGCCCAGUAAAUCAGUCAUCAUCCCCAAUUACAUGUUGGAUCUCUACAGACUGCAGUCCGGGGAAGAGAACCUCAACAAAAUCAGCCUUGAGUACCCCGAGAAGAUGGCCAGCCACGCCAACACAGUGAGGAGUUUCCACCACGAAGAGCAUUUGGAGACAGUGCCAGGGGUGACGGAUGACUCCAAACUUCGCUUCAUUUUCAACCUCAGCAAUAUCCCUACAAAUGAGGAGAUUCUUUAUGCAGAACUGAGACUUUACAGGGAACAAACACAGCAUAUUUUUAACUGGGAAGAGGGGUUUCACAGAAUCAGUAUUUAUGAGGUCAUGAAGCCACACAGUCCAAAUGGGCACCUGAUAACCAGACUAUUAGACACCAGGCUGAUCCAUCAGAACGUUACUCAGUGGGAAACAUUUGAUAUAAGCCCUGCAGUUUUUCGAUGGACAAAAGAGCAACAGCCAAACCAUGGAAUAGUUGUUGAGGUGAUCCAUCUCAACCAAACAAAAAUGUAUCAGGGCAAACAUGUCAGGAUUAGCCGAUCAGUACCUCAAUGGGAUUCAGACUGGUCCCAGCUGAGACCUCUUUUAGUCACUUUUAGCCAUGAUGGCAAGGGUCAUGCACUGACCAGAAGAAUGAAAAGAAGCACCAAGCAACAGAGGCCACGUAAGAAAAAUAAAAAUUGCAGGCGGCAUAAUCUUUAUGUGGAUUUCAGCGACGUAGGCUGGAAUGACUGGAUUGUGGCACCACCAGGGUAUCAGGCUUUUUAUUGCCAUGGGGACUGCCCGUUCCCCUUGGCUGAUCAUCUGAAUUCAACCAAUCAUGCAAUUGUCCAAACUUUGGUUAACUCCGUGAACUCUAACAUUCCAAAAGCGUGCUGUGUACCAACAGAACUGAGUGCUAUCUCCAUGCUUUACUUAGAUGAAAAUGACAAAGUAGUUCUAAAAAACUAUCAAGAAAUGGUAGUGGAAGGGUGCGGAUGCCAUUGACUCCACAACUUUUUUAUUGUGCCCAGACUUUUAAAAAGAACUUUCUCCUUGACCUUAUUUAUGUGCAAAUUUUUUGACAAUAUGAUCAUAUAUUUUGAAAGAUAUAUUUAUAACUACAUAUUAAAAUAGAAAAUAAAAGGUCAUUAUUUUAAAUGUAAAUUUUUGUGUAGAAUGUUAACAGUUUGUGUACUGUAUUAUUUACAGUAAGGUUUGGUUUGCUACUUGAGCUGAUUUAGUGUGUUUAUUUCCCACCAUGGAACAAAAACCUCAGCCUAUUUAUGUGCACAAGUGCAUAUGCAUAACUGUGAAGCAAACAGGGCUCCAUGGUUCUAGAGAAUUGUUUUCAAGUAAAUUGGUUUUUAGCUUAAGGGAGUUAAUUAGGCAAUGAGUGAUAAUUUUUCUGAAAUGCAUAUGAAAAGGUGAAGACAGCUCUCUUAAUUCCAUGAAAAGGAGUUGUUUGCUGCAGCCUACAAUUUUGGGGGAAAGGUUGAUAAGAUUCAUGUAAGAGGCUAUGUACAAAAUGUAUUCUGAAGUGCUAAGACUGUUCAUGAAUUUCUUAAAGGAAAACUCUACCUUAAAACUCAAAAAACAUAUAUUUUCAUUGUAUCUUU
This is a messenger RNA of Protopterus annectens (West African lungfish), 1917 nucleotides long. Its product is annotated as bone morphogenetic protein 4-like. The transcript is spliced from 3 exons. Gene Ontology annotation, cellular component: extracellular region. Lineage: Eukaryota; Metazoa; Chordata; Ceratodontiformes; Protopteridae. Gene Ontology annotation, biological process: negative regulation of transcription by RNA polymerase II; SMAD protein signal transduction; BMP signaling pathway. Gene Ontology annotation, molecular function: cytokine activity; BMP receptor binding; growth factor activity. The record is from RefSeq and is a predicted model, not a curated record. Bases 95 to 1306 code for a protein of 403 amino acids.